AUGGGACCAUCGGUCUGCACCUCCAAAGAAACGAUUAACGUGGAAGUUCCAAAGUUAAAGGUUCAUAGGAAAGAGGAGGCGGAAGGAUUAGACCUGGGAAACUUGGGUCGGAAACGGUUAGGAAGCCUAACGGAAGGUGCAUUUCAAGGAUUAGACAUGGAUCUAAAUAUGUAA
Cetraspora pellucida is the source of this 174-nucleotide messenger RNA. The record is from the annotation of a GenBank genome assembly. NCBI's taxonomy places the organism in Eukaryota, Fungi, Glomeromycota, Glomeromycetes, Diversisporales, Gigasporaceae.